AAUUCAAAGUAGAAUGUUUUAGAAGCCAUUGGACUCACCGCUUGGACAAUUUUAAGCCAAUCCUCACCAAGCCCGCCCGUCUCACAACUCACCAGUACUUGCCUUUGCUUCAACAAGCCCAACCCAUUGGCAGUGAUCUUUAUUAUCCUCUCUGUGACUGUCUCUCUGUCAUGGCUAUCAUGGAGUCCCUUUCCAUCAUCCUUUCUUCUUCACCACCCAUCCAGAACCACUCCAAAACCCUCAAAUUCUCCACCUCUAAACCCUCUUCUCAUCAAACCUGUUUCCUAUCUGCAAAAAAUUCUUCUCUUCAAAACCAUCUGUUACGUCUCAGAAACUGUGUCUUAUCCAAAACUUCUGUCUCUUUGUCUACAUUUCAGCUUAUCACUUCUCUUCCUUCCUUAGCUUCUGAAGCUUUAAUCACCCCAACUGAACAAGUCUCUGACAAAAUAAACUUGGAAUCGAUCUUAGUCUCAAUUGAUGACUUCUUCAACAGAAACCCCUUUUUUGUUGCUGGGUGUACAUUCAUUUGGCUGGUCGUUAUACCUCUAACUGAACAGUACUUAAGGAAAUACAAGUUUAUCUCUGCCAUUGAUGCAUUUCGAAAACUGCGACAAGAGAAGGAUUAUCAGCUUUUGGAUAUCAGGGACAAGAAGAGUUUGGUGGCUUUGAGGUCUCCCAAUUUAAAGAUUUUGAAUAAGAGUGUGGUUCAGGUUGAGUUCUCCAAGGAAGAUGAAGAUGGGUUUGUGAAGAACGUGUUAGAGAAGUUUCCAGACCCAGCAAACACCUUCUUAUGCAUUCUGGACAAUUUUGAUGGUAAUUCAAUGAGAGUGGCAGAGUUAUUGUUCAAGAAUGGAUUCAAAGAGGCUUAUGCAAUAAGGGGCGGGGUCAGAGGCAAAAAGGGUUGGAUGGCAAUACAAGAAACUCUUUUGCCACCUUCGGUUCAUAUUUAUCUCAAGAAGAAGAAGUCUAAAAGCUCACAACUGGGAAUUAAUGGAGGAGUUGGUCAGCAGAGUGAAGAAAAGAAUGGCAGUCCCUCUACUAUGGCUCUAUCCAUAGCGGAAAGCCAAAGAGUAGAAAAUGUACACAUAAACCAGUUGUUGAAUUCCACACCUCAAUUGAAGAUUGAUUCCCGAUCUCCCUACCCUAAUUACCCAGAUUUGAAACCUCCAUCUUCUCCAACCCCAUCAAAACCAUAAAGAAUUGCUCCAAGUCUACUGCAUUGAAGUAUCUUCUUUGGCUUGAAGCUUGUACCUUUCCAUGGUGCAGCUUUUUAUUACUGUGUAUUGUUAUUGAUUUAUUCAUCAAUUUUGGUAGUAAUUGAUUCUGUAUUCUGAGAUUAUAUGGAAGAUUUUUGAAAAUGCCAUUAUCUCCCCUUAGUUGGAAUUAUCUGUAA
Hevea brasiliensis (rubber tree) is the source of this 1393-nucleotide messenger RNA. Its product is annotated as rhodanese-like domain-containing protein 4A, chloroplastic. NCBI's taxonomy places the organism in Eukaryota, Viridiplantae, Streptophyta, Magnoliopsida, Malpighiales, Euphorbiaceae. Bases 171 to 1196 code for a protein of 341 amino acids. The transcript has 4 exons. The record is from RefSeq and is a predicted model, not a curated record.